Drosophila teissieri is the source of this 1730-nucleotide messenger RNA. RefSeq names its product borealin. The coding region runs from base 319 to 975 and encodes 218 amino acids. Gene Ontology annotation, biological process: mitotic sister chromatid segregation. The transcript has 3 exons. Gene Ontology annotation, cellular component: spindle midzone; chromosome passenger complex; chromosome, centromeric region. NCBI's taxonomy places the organism in Eukaryota, Metazoa, Arthropoda, Insecta, Diptera, Drosophilidae. The record is from RefSeq and is a predicted model, not a curated record.
GGCCAAGUUGUUCAAGCAGAACGUGGACAGCCAAUUGGGUUUGAUUCAAGCCUCAACGGAUGAGCGAUUGCUGCAGAUGAAAUGGUCGGAUUUUAUGGAUAUGGCAGAAAAAGCUCCCUCCAAAUAGUAUCUUGCUACAAUAAACAACCAAAUUCCUGAAGAACCAAUCGUUAAACCGCGUUAAGUUUUGUUUUGUUAUAAAUGUUUAAAAUGUAAAUUCUUAUAAAUAUAGUUUUGAAUCGCUUACUCAGCAAAGAGCCCUUUGACUUUGUUACCUUUAGUUGAUUAGUUGGCAGGAUUAUUUAGAUCGUGAGAAAUAUGCCUCGCACCAAGAUUUCAGCACGUCGUCAGGCUCAGCGGCAGAUGGCCGAUCGCGAGGAGAAAGUGCGUCUGGCCCAGAUCAAGAUGGAUGCGGCUCUGGAGCGGAUCGAUGAGCUGGGCAAGCGCUACAAGCAGGAGGUGGACAACCAAAUUAAGGUGUUACGUGGCAGGACUGACAAGAAGCUGCUGCAGAUGAAGAUGUCGGAAUUGUUGGCGCUCAGGAUUAAAAGCUUCGCCGAACAUCAGUGGCCAGCUCCCAAGCCGCCGACCACUCGCAGUCAGUCCAUCAGCCAUCAACGUGGACGGACCCGGACUCCGCAGAAUGCCCAGCCAUCGAGGCUGCAGGCGCAGUCGGCGGACAGGGCUGUGGGAGGCGACACCAUGAGCUUUGUGCGAUGGCCCCGCGCCGGAGAGAUGGUGCUCUCGAAGGCGGGAAGUCCGCUGGCCGUGCAGAUGCGUCCGGAUCGCUAUGCGGACGUGCACAUACCCACCAAGGGCGGCGUGAUCACCGUGAAGCCGCACAAGAUCAACACCGUGAAGCGGGAGGUGCUGAUGCAGCUGGACGAGAACACCCUCAACCAGGUGAAGACGCUGAAUGCCAAUCUCGGCCUGAUCGUGGAUAUGGCCAACAAGCUGGGGAAAUCGAAACCGUAAUAGCUAAUGGAGGAAACUUCAAGAGCACGUACUUUUACGCUUAUUUCUUUAAUAUUUUAUUUAGUCUUUUUCAUUUUCUCAUUUUCAAUGUUUUUGUUCAGUUGUUAAACAUUAAGUGAACGUGUCUGUUGUUCUUGUUGCUGUUUUGCUGCAUUUUGCUUGCUUCUUGUUGUAUAAUUAAUUAAUAAAUUUAAUUACCUUUAUGUAUAUAUAUCGAUUUGUAAGUACAAACAUAGCGUACAGAAUUCCGUCUCCACUAACUUUAAAUUUAAUUGUUUAAACAUUUUUCUAUUGUGUUGCAUGUGUGUGUGUGUUCUAUGUGUCUGUGGGUGAACAUUCUCAAUUAUGCUUGUAAGUACUUAGUUAAAUGAAAGUGUAUUGUGUUUUCUAUAAUAUCAACUGAAAAUUCAAUUGAAAUAUUAUUUGGUUUUUGAACCUUUAAUCUUCACUUUCAACUGCGUGAAUCCUUAGACAAACGUUACAUUUACACAUAUACAGAUUUAGUUACUAAAAAUUAUCGUUAAUUUUUAGUGUUUAUAGUGUUAAAUUUAGCAUUUGUUUUCUGGUUUCCCAUAAGAGUGUGAAUGUGAAUGUGAAUGGGAGUGGGAGUGGGGCGUGUUAUACGCGUUUAUAUAGUUACAGAUACAUAAAAAUACAAUACAUAGCAAAAGGUACAUAUAUAGAGACUUAAAGUACGCUUCUUUCCACUGAAUUAUUCAAUGCGAUUUUUAGAGACAAAGACAACAUAUAUGUAU